Messenger RNA from Saccostrea echinata, 990 nucleotides. RefSeq names its product T-box transcription factor mls-1-like. NCBI's taxonomy places the organism in Eukaryota, Metazoa, Mollusca, Bivalvia, Ostreida, Ostreidae. Gene Ontology annotation, molecular function: DNA-binding transcription factor activity, RNA polymerase II-specific; RNA polymerase II cis-regulatory region sequence-specific DNA binding. The record is from RefSeq and is a predicted model, not a curated record. Gene Ontology annotation, cellular component: nucleus. Gene Ontology annotation, biological process: positive regulation of DNA-templated transcription; regulation of transcription by RNA polymerase II; cell fate specification. Bases 1 to 990 code for a protein of 329 amino acids. The transcript is spliced from 4 exons.
AUGGAUUUUCAUAAUAGUGCUCACCAAGAUUCUGGAGAAGCAAAUGAAAAACAGCAAAUUUUGCAAAAUGAAGGAAAGAAAAACUCAAACAAAAGAGUUUCAUCAAACAUAUCUUCAUCCUCUGCAUCAUCGUCCGAGUCACCAUCAUCAGAAAUGGAGCUGCAGUCGUCUGAUAUGAAUACAAGUCAACUGUACUCAAUGUCCAGUGGCUCGUCAGGCUAUUCAGACGUGCAAAGUUUUUUGACGGAAGCCGGAGGGUCCGGGGAUGAUAUUGCUGAUAAAAAUGACAACUGUAUUCAACUUAUCAAUGGACUCGUCACGAUGUCAAUGGCAGAAGCAAAACUAUGGUACAAGUUUUUGAAAGUGGGAACAGAAAUGAUUAUCAAUAGAAACGGAAGGAGGAUGUUUCCAUACGUCGAAUUUUACUUAAGAGGCCUUGAUCCUUUUGGAUUAUAUGACGUCAUUUUUGACAUCAUACCCGCCAGCAAGAAAAGCUUCAAGUUUCUGAACAAUAAAUGGGUUCCAAUCUCGAGAAAGGAAGAAGAAUAUAAGAAUCAACCCUUCAAACACCAGGACUCUCCUCGGAUUGGAUCGGAGUGGAUGACUCGAAAGAUUUCCUUUGAAAAGAUGAAAUUGACAAACAAACCAAGCACCAAGGCUGGGAUUUUUACGCUACAUACAUUUCAAAAAUACUUGGUUCGCAUUUCCUUGGUAAAACUUGAAAAAAAUGAUGAGCUCUCCGUUGUUGAGUUUCCUAUCCAGGCCACAACUUUCAUAGCAGUUACUGCUUACAACAACAAAGACGUGACUGUGCUGAAGAUUAACAGCAAUCCGUAUUCAAAAGGAUUUCGUUUUCCGGUGAAAAGACUAACAAAAACAGCCCUUGAACAAAUUGAUUCUGAAGAAUUAAGAAUGAUGGCACGUGAGGAUGGCAAGAAAGGUUCAGUGAAUAAUCCUAUCAGAAGGGAGAUCCAAGCUUCUACACAGUAG